CUCACUCACCGCCACCACAAUGCCGGCAAACCCUUCUUCCCUCCUUAUCCUCCACCCGCGUCUCAACGUCUAUCUCAAGCCCUUCGUUCUCUCUCUCCCUCACUUCUCAUCUCCAACCCUCUCUUUCAAUCGCGCUCGCAGUUUUCCCAUUCCCAGACAUCCGUUUCCGAUAGGCCCUACUAGAAACUUCUCUUCCUUGUCGUCCACUUCGGUAGCACAGUGUUCGGGCGAGAAUGGCGGUGACGGAGGUAGGUCCGGUGCGCUAUCUCCGCCGCCGAUCACCGAUGUGGUGCAGAAGAUCGACGUCAAUCCUCCCAAGGGAACCAGGGACUUCGCCCCCGAGGAAAUGCGCCUCCGCAGUUGGCUCUUUCAGAAUUUCCGAGAGGUUUCGCGGAUAUUCGGGUUUGAGGAGGUUGAUUUUCCUGUGCUGGAGUCGGAGGCGUUGUUCAUUAGAAAAGCCGGGGAGGAGAUUAGGGACCAGCUAUACUGUUUUGAAGAUCGGGGAAAUCGUCGAGUUGCAUUGAGGCCUGAGCUCACUCCUUCUUUGGCGAGGCUGGUGAUACAGAAAGGAAAAUCUGUGUCCCUCCCGUUGAAAUGGUUUGCUAUAGGACAGUGUUGGCGUUAUGAAAGAAUGACAAGAGGACGGCGCCGGGAGCACUACCAGUGGAAUAUGGAUAUUAUUGGUGUACCUGAGGUGACGGCUGAAGCAGAACUUAUUUCGUCUAUCGUCACAUUUUUCAAGCGAAUUGGAAUCACAGCAUCAGAUGUUGGAUUCAAGGUUUCUAGUCGAAAGGUUUUACAAGAAGUAUUGAGGUGCUACUCUAUACCUGAAAAUUUAUUCAGCAAGGUUUGCAUAAUCAUAGACAAGAUAGAGAAGAUUCCACUGGAUGAGAUAAAGAAAGAGUUGACGUCUACUGGUGUAUCAGAAGAGGGUGUUGAGGAGCUAUUGCAAGUUCUUUCCAUUAAGUCACUGGCGAAAUUGGAAGAGAUACUUGGAAGUGCUGGGGAAGCUGUUGCUGAUUUGAAGCAGCUAUUCUCGCUUGCUGAAAAGUUUGGUUAUUCCGAGUGGAUUGAAUUUGAUGCAUCUGUUGUUCGUGGGCUUGCUUACUAUACUGGUAUUGUUUUUGAGGGUUUUGAUAGAGAAGGAAAGUUGCGAGCCAUUUGUGGUGGUGGGCGAUAUGACCGGUUACUCUCAACUUUUGGUGGUGAGGACCUUCCUGCAUGUGGCUUCGGAUUUGGUGAUGCUGUUAUAGUAGAAUUGCUCAAGGAGAAGGGACUUGUACCAGAACUCAGCCUCCAAGUUGAGAAUAUUGUGUGUGCUCUGGAUGUUGAUCUUCAAGGAGCAGCUGCUAGAGUGGCUAGCAUACUCAGAGAAAAAGGCCAAAGUGUAGAUUUGGUCUUGGAAAGCAAACCACUUAAAUGGGUUUUCAAACGAGCUGCACGGAUAAAUGCUUACAGACUGAUAUUGGUUGGAAGUUCAGAGUGGCAAAGGGGCAUGGUUAGUGUAAAAAUCCUUUCUUCUGGUGAACAGAAUGAAGUCAAGCUUGAUGAACUAGAGUGAGAAGUUCUGAUUUUAUGGAACUUACGUCUUCUAGGCUUUAUUCUUGAUAGUUAGGUACAACCUUUGUGGAUUCAUUUUUUUAUCUGACAUUAGGUACUUGCGUAUUUUUGGUAGAAACAUCAAUGAAUUUAACUCAUUUUUUGCGCAUGCUUUGUAUGAUAAUAAUGAUGGCAUGCUUUAACUACUGCGAUUAUGCACAAUACUAUGUGAACAAGGUGUUU
This is a messenger RNA of Corylus avellana, 1782 nucleotides long. It is a transcript of the gene HRS1, whose product is annotated as Histidyl-tRNA synthetase 1. Gene Ontology annotation, cellular component: cytoplasm. NCBI's taxonomy places the organism in Eukaryota, Viridiplantae, Streptophyta, Magnoliopsida, Fagales, Betulaceae. Gene Ontology annotation, biological process: histidyl-tRNA aminoacylation. Gene Ontology annotation, molecular function: histidine-tRNA ligase activity; ATP binding. The record is from RefSeq and is a predicted model, not a curated record.